Molecule: messenger RNA, 1527 nt
Organism: Triticum turgidum subsp. durum (durum wheat)
Lineage: Eukaryota; Viridiplantae; Streptophyta; Magnoliopsida; Poales; Poaceae
Source: the annotation of a GenBank genome assembly
AUGGACGAGCUCUACGUCCAGUCGCUGGUGCUGGCGGCCGUGGCGGUGGCCCUGCUGCAGGUGCUGAAGGUGUACCUGAACCCGGUGCGGGAGAGGGCGCCGCCGGGGCCGUGGAAGCUGCCGGUGAUCGGCAGCAUGCACCACCUGCUGAACGUGCUGCCGCACCGCAAGCUGCGGGACCUGGCGGACGCGCACGGCCCGCUCAUGAUGCUGCAGCUCGGCCAGACGCCGCUGCUGGUGGUGUCGUCCAAGGAGACGGCGCGGCUGGUGCUCAAGACCCACGACACCAACUUCGCCACCCGCCCCAAGCUCCUCGCCGGCGAGAUCGUCGGCUACGAGUGGGCCGACAUCCUCUUCUCCCCCUCCGGCGACUACUGGCGCAAGCUCCGCCAGCUCUGCGCCGCCGAGAUCCUCAGCCCCAAGCGCGUGCUCUCCUUCCGCCACAUCAGGGAGGACGAGGUGAUGAUGCGGGUGGAGCAGAUCCGCGUGGCUGGGCCGUCGACGCCGGUGAACCUGAGCGUCAUGUUCCACAGCGUCACCAACAGCAUCGUGGCGCGGGCGGCGUUCGGGAAGAAGCGGAAGAACGCGGCCGAGUUCAUGGCCGCCAUCAAGUCCGGCGUGGGCCUGGCGAGCGGCUUCAACAUCCCCGACCUCUUCCCGACGUGGACCACCAUGCUCGCCACCAUCACCGGCAUGAAGCGCAGCCUCCAGGGCAUCUACACCACGGUGGACGCCAUCCUGGAGGAGAUCAUCGCCGAGAGGAAGGCCGCCCGCGCCGAGAAGAUCAAGAACGGCGCCACCGAGAACGUGGACGAGAACCUGGUGGACGUGCUCAUCGGGCUGCAGGAGAAGGGCGGCUUCGGGUUCCACCUGGACGACAGCAGGAUGAAGGCCAUCAUCCUCGACAUGUUCGCGGGCGGCACGGGCACGUCGGCGUCGGCGAUGGAGUGGGGGAUGUCGGAGCUGAUGCGCAACCCGCGGGUUAUGAAGAAGCUGCAGGCCCAGAUCCGGGAGGCGUUCAAGGGGAAGGCGGCCGUGACGGAGGCCGACCUGCAGGCGAGCAACCUGCAGUACCUGAAGCUGGUGAUCAAGGAGGCGCUCCGGUUGCACCCGCCGGCGCCGCUGCUGGUGCCCCGGGAGAGCAUCGACCAGUGCGACAUGGAAGGGUACACCGUCCCGGCCAAGUCGCGCGUGGUCAUCAACGCGUGGGCCAUCGGGCGGGACCCCAAGUACUGGGAGGCUGCCGAGGAGUUCCGGCCGGAGCGGUUCGAGGACGGCGCCGUGGACUUCACCGGCAGCAGCUACGAGUUCCUCCCGUUCGGCGCCGGGCGCAGGAUGUGCCCGGGCUUCAACUACGGGCUGGCCAGCAUGGAGCUCGCCCUCGUCGGCCUCCUCUACCACUUCGACUGGUCGCUGCCGGAGGGCGUGGCCGAGGUCGACAUGGAGGAGGCCCCCGGCCUCGGCGUGCGCCGCCGCACCCCGCUGAUGCUCCUCGCCACCCCCUUCGUCCCGGCCGCCGUCGCGUAG